AUGUUUGUGUACCUUGGCAGCCAACUCAAUGCAUUAAUCUGUCGUUUUCCCCAGGUAGUCACCUUGUGGUACAGACCUCCGGACGUCCUUCUCGGUGCCAAACUUUACACUACCUCCAUUGAUGUGUGGUCGGCAGGAUGCAUCUUUGCCGAGAUGUCCAAUGCUGGACGCCCACUUUUCCCUGGAUUCGAUGUGAAUGACCAGCUACAGCGAAUUUUCAAAUUACUUGGUACUCCAACUGAAGUGACCUGGCCAACCAUCACUGAGCUCCCGGACUACGAGCCCUUCAGCUUGAUGUAUCCCCCGGCUGCGAACUGGCAUCAUGUUGUACCAAAGCUAUCGUCACGUGGCGUUGACCUACUGCAGCAACUGGUCGUGUGUAAUCCGGCCGAUCGCAUUUCCGCUGACCAUGCACUCAGACACAUAUACUUCGAAAAUGUUACUAAUCUGUAAAGUAUUGCACUUUCUGCGCCAGCAUCGACGAAACUCGUCUAGACAUCCACCUAUCAGCUCCCUAUUCUUCAUGCAUUCUUUGUGAUCGAGCGCAAUGUCUUUCCGAACCGCUUCCUGUCCUUGUGUGUCUUCAUGUACGUCUUGCACAACGCAUAAUGACAUCGACUAUCUUGCUUUACACCGCCGCUCAUGCGCGUCUCUUUUACGAUUUGGAAAUUCGUUUAUUUCUUAUCCGUCCUUGUUCCACACUUGUGUGUUAUGUCUCCUUCCCAUUCGUUUGAACCGGAUGAUUCCUUAUGCGCUUUUCUGCGCCCUUCGCUCACCACAUUCCUUGUAUACUUAUUCCAGUCAUGAUUAUUUUUAUUGAGGCUCAUACAUCAACUGACCACUGGGAUUCUCACGGCGUCUCUGUGGGAUUUCACUUUCAGCAAUCACGUCUUCACCCAUCCCCAUUUCAGACGAUGAAUUCAUUUUUUGAUCUCGUUCAUCCCUCGUCCGCUUUCUCCCUAAUCUGCGAAAUAUUCAUCCCAUUCGCAUUUGUGGUGGAUAUUUUCCGAGUUUGACGUAUUCUACAUGCUUGUUUUCAGUGUCUCGUCGUCAGAUUACUUUAUCACAUCAGUUGAUACUAACGUGGAAAGAAAGGCAAAACGAUUCCGGAAACUCUUAAAAGCAAUCUGUCAGUGUGUCGCAUCGACAAUGUUUCGACAUUGACACAGAGAAUUCGUCAGGUUAGGUGAACUAGCACUUAAUCGGUUUGCUGUUUGACUUUAACUACAAGUGAGCUUCCAAGAAAAACGGUGUUAGUCAUAGUACGAUUACAGUUGCAUAUCAAGUACAAUUGCCGUUUUUUUUAGCGGAAGUGUUUUGCUCUUCGAUUUAUCAGCUGACGCUCAUCCGUAUUACCGGAUUACAGUUGGUUACUGCGUGUUCGCUAGCUUCACAUUGCUUGUUCUGUCAGUGCAGUCGUACUUCCUCCGUAAAUAAUUGCAACAUUAAGUGCCAUUUCCCUGUUUUUAAUUGUCAUUUUCCAAAUCACCUUUUGUGUAGUACAUGUGUUGGUAC
Molecule: messenger RNA, 1515 nt
Organism: Dicrocoelium dendriticum
Lineage: Eukaryota; Metazoa; Platyhelminthes; Trematoda; Plagiorchiida; Dicrocoeliidae
Source: the annotation of a GenBank genome assembly